Molecule: messenger RNA, 3401 nt
Organism: Hydractinia symbiolongicarpus
Lineage: Eukaryota; Metazoa; Cnidaria; Hydrozoa; Anthoathecata; Hydractiniidae
Product: DNA helicase MCM8-like
Exons: 23
Coding region: 382-2820 (812 amino acids)
Cellular component (GO): nucleus; MCM complex
Molecular function (GO): single-stranded DNA helicase activity; single-stranded DNA binding; ATP hydrolysis activity
Source: RefSeq, a predicted model, not a curated record
AGCUAAUAAUACAUUGAAAAAGUUUAUGACACAAGAUCAAUCUUCUGCUUUAUGUAUUAUUUAUGUUGUCUAUUUGCCAUCUUUAAAAUUUUUUAGGCUGCUUCAACCUAUAAGUAACCUUUUAAGCAAAGUAGAGGGUGAAAUAUAUCAAUUUUAAGGAUGUGUGCACACUAAAUUUGAAAAAAGCAUUCGCAUUUUAAAUUGUACAGUAUAAUUGUCACAAAUUGUAAUACAUAAUAUAAUUUUGCGAUUUUUUGUUGAUCCAAAUUUCUUUAUGUAGAUUCCAAAAACAAGGUGAUAAUAUUUACUUGUUUUUUUAUGUAUUUUGUUUAAUUUUGAAUUUUUAAUUACGCAGUUGUAAAAAAUAAUGUUGAAUAAUAAAUGAGCCAAGCAUUUGGCCAACGUGGAAGAGGAUGGGGCAGAAGUUGGCGUGGAAAGCAAAACAAUUUUAAGAAAUAUGGUGGAUACAAUCGUGGAUAUAACAAGAAACCAUACAUUGCGUCACAGUCUUCUGCGACAAAAAGGAAAAACAAAUGUGUCUACCCCACACCUUACAGUACCUGGGCAGACUAUCUGAAAGAUGAUGCAUAUGAGCCUACAUCAGAUUUAGCAAAAACAGCAGACAUAUUGUAUCAAUACUUCAUUUUAAAUCUGGACCAAUUCAAUAGAGAAGAUAUUGAAGAAAAAGAAGAAGUAUAUAUUGAUUUCAAAACUUUAGUCAGCGAUCCAGACCUGCUGAAAGCUCUGCCAUCAUUGCCAAACAACAUAAUUGAUGAACCUGAAAAAAUGCUUGCACUAAUGGGAACUACUUUACAUCAGGCGUUUCUUAACGGUCAGUCUGAUGGGAAUUCCAAUCUUGUGUUUGAUGCCAGAUAUAUCAAUGUUCGACUUUUAAAUCAUGAACCCAUUACGGCUUUGAAAAACUUGAAAGCUAGUUAUUUUUGUAAGCUUGUGUCUAUCAGAGGAACAGUGGUCAGAGUGAGUAAUGUCAAACCAUUGGUAACAAGGUUGGCAUUUACAUGUAACAGCUGUGGAGAAGAACAGGUUAUGAGGUUGCAAGAAGGAAAAUAUGCUGUUCCAACUAAGUGUGUUAAUUCGGAAUGUCGAGGUCGAGUAUUCACACCACUACGAAGUUCACCACAAACGGAAACGAUAGACUGGCGGAAUAUAAAACUGCAAGAAAUUAUGUUAGAUGACCAAAGGGAAGCAGGCCGGAUACCAAGAACAGUUGAAUGUGAGUUGACAUGUGGUCUAGUGGAUAGCUGUGUACCAGGCGAUAUGGUGACUGUUACUGGUAUUGUGAAGGUGACAGCAGCUGACGAAAAUACUACUCGAAGUAAAGACAAAUCAUUGUACCUUUUAUUUAUUCAUGCUGUGUCUGUCAGUAACAACAAAGAAGUUCAUUCAAAAGAGGAAGGAAAAGAAAAUGGUUCCUUAGACUUUACCAUUAAGGAACUAUAUGCUAUUCAAGAAAUUCAAGCUUCUAAUCAUUUAUUUCGAUUGAUUGUUGGUUCAAUGUGUCCGACUAUAUAUGGUCACGAGCUUGUGAAAGCUGGCUUGAUGUUGGCUUUGUUCGGUGGCUCGCAGAAAUACAUCGAUGAAAAGAAUUGCAUUCCAGUACGUGGUGAUCCUCAUGUGCUAAUUGUCGGCGACCCUGGCUUGGGUAAAAGUCAGAUGCUCCAAGCAGUAGCCAACAUAGCACCGCGUGGUGUGUAUGUGUGUGGGAACACUACUACAGCGUCAGGAUUGACAGUCACUUUGUCAAAGGAAAGUGGAACUGGUGAUUAUGCAUUGGAGGCAGGUGCCCUAGUGCUUGGUGAUAGAGGUUGUUGCUGUAUUGAUGAAUUUGAUAAAAUGGGAAAUCAACACCAAGCUUUAUUGGAAGCUAUGGAGCAGCAAAGUAUAAGUAUAGCGAAAGCAGGUGUCGUGUGUAGCUUACCUGCAAGAACUUCUAUCCUGGCGGCAGCAAAUCCAGUUGGUGGGCAUUACAACCAAGCCAAGACUGUGUCUGAAAAUCUCAAGAUGAACAGUGCGCUGUUAUCCAGAUUCGAUCUUGUUUUUAUAUUGCUAGACAAACCAGAUGAAGAAAUGGACGGUAUAUUAUCAGAACAUGUCAUGGCUUUGCAUUCAAGCCGCAAAAGAUCUCGUGUCCAAUCAGUGACGGUGCAACGCAAUUUAACCAAUGAGAAUCAGUCUUUGGAACAAUGGGAAAACGACAAGCCCCUGUGUGAACGGUUAAGAAUUAAUCGAAAUGAAGAAUUCGAUGCAAUACCGUGCCAAUUGCUUCGUAAAUAUGUUCAAUACGCACGGAAAUAUGUCCACGUGAAGUUGACCACGGAAGCAGCCAGUAUUUUGCAGGAAUUUUACUUGGACCUUCGAAAACGUCACCAGGGACCAAACUGUACACCAAUCACAACAAGACAACUGGAAGCGUUGAUACGCUUAACUGAGGCCCGAGCCAGAUUGGAACUUCGUGAAAACGCAACUGCGCAAGAUGCGAAAGAUGUUAUAGAAAUCAUGAAGAGUAGUUUGGUAGAUACAUUCAGCGAUGAGAAUGGUUUUCUUGAUUUUUCAAGAUCACAAAAUGGGUCAGGAAUGAGUAAGCGCGCACAGUGUAAGAAGUUCAUCGCAGAAUUAAAUCGCAUUUCCGAGAGAGAAAAAAACUCGCUCUUCAACGUCGACCAAAUGUACCGCAUUUCAAAGCAACUGAAACUACAAACAGAUAAUUUCGAAGACUUUAUAUCAACGCUGAAUAAUCAAAACUUUUUAUUGAAGAAAGGACCAAGAUUAUACCAGCUUCAAACUGCCAGUUGUUUGUAGCUGUGCGGUUAUGAAUCAUCCAGAAGUGUGAAGAACUUUGUGAGAAUUGAGAAGAACUUUGAGAGUUGUGAAGAACUUUGUGAGAGUUAAGGAGAACUUUUUCAGAACUAAAAAGAACUUUGUGAGAAUUGAGAAAAACUUUGUGAGGAUUAAGAACUAGGUAAGAAUUAAGGAGAACGGUUUAUAUUGUACACAGAAUGCUUUUUGGAAGCAAACAAGAUAUUUUUUGAGUAUACGAUUGUAUAUGGCUGUAUAUGUUUUAAAUUGUAGUUUAUAUUUAUACAAGAGUAUUGUAUAUAUCAGUUUAACUUUGUUGUCAAAAGUAUUACGCAACGUUUACACUAUACUAUGGAUAUUUUUAAUUGCCACAACUUAUAAAUUACAAGAAUUAGUAAAAGUAAGUUAAUAUACAAGGUUUACCCCCUGUAGCCAACGACCCACAAGAACAGUCAAACUUGAUGACGUGCAGAGUGGUUGAACGCGUAUGCCGGGCUUAAAGGGAAAAUACUAAUGCUAUAAAGCAUCAAUACUCAAGCAGAAUUAUUUUCUUAGCGUAAAAUGAGUGGAGCUUUACCAUCAAU